Conger conger (European conger) is the source of this 5858-nucleotide messenger RNA. Its product is annotated as synaptotagmin-like protein 5. Gene Ontology annotation, molecular function: neurexin family protein binding; small GTPase binding. Bases 411 to 2708 code for a protein of 765 amino acids. NCBI's taxonomy places the organism in Eukaryota, Metazoa, Chordata, Actinopteri, Anguilliformes, Congridae. The record is from RefSeq and is a predicted model, not a curated record. Gene Ontology annotation, cellular component: plasma membrane; exocytic vesicle. Gene Ontology annotation, biological process: intracellular protein transport; exocytosis. The transcript has 18 exons.
GUGGACUACCUGUGUCAUACGCCACCAUGCGAGUAAUAGAAGACAGAGGUGUUGUGGGAUCUGUAAAGGAAGUGUAUUUGUGAAACAGCUCCGGUGCGUUCAGCAGCAAAAUAACUGUCGGAAUGAGGGACUGAGGGGAGACGUAUCCUAUGCACUCCAGCAACAGAUGACAAUGUUGAGACUCACUGUGAGCAGGUGGACAACUGGAUGACCGAACAACCUGGAGUAUUACCUGCCCAAAACAGUGGGCCACGUAAUCAGAUGUGUCAAACAGAGACAGUCUGACAGAGCACUGCAACUUCCUUGGAACGCUAGAGCAAUGUAGCUGGAAGUCACACCAAAACAAACCAUUUCUUAUGACAGCACCCCCUGAACUGCCUCUCAGUGACAGCUGGGGUUUGAGCAGGUAAAUGAGUGAGAAAAUGGCUCAAACUCCAGAGGCUCUCAACCUCUCCUUUCUCCUGGAAAACGAGAGGGAGAUGAUCCUGACCGUUCUGCAAAAGGACGAGAAACUGCGUAAACUUGAGGAUAAAAGGAUAAGGAAGCUGAAGAAUGAGCUGCUGGACAUGAGAAGUAAGGGCCUACGCCACCCCCGAGAGCCGGGAGACCGCCUGUGCCCGCACUGCCAGAGGACCCUGGGCUUGAUAUUUAACCGUGGUGAGCCAUGUGAUGACUGCAACCAGCGCGUCUGCUGCCAAUGCCGCGUCUCACUAGCGCGAGGCCAUUGGAGAUGCAUCGUCUGUGCCAAAAUCCUGGAGCUAAAGGUGGUCACAGGCGAGUGGUUUAUGGAGGAGCGGUCAAAACGGUUCUCCCAGGAAAGCAAGCCCAGCAGCGACAUAGUCAAGCAGAUCAUCCUCACCAACCCUCCAGGUGACAGCAGCACUGAACAUGACAAGCCACAGUCCAAUGAGAAAGGUCCGGAAAGGUUUGUCGUGCCCAAGGUGGGCAGGAGCGCCCUCCAAAAUGUGCUGGCUGGGGCCCGGCGAAAAGGGAUGCGUUUGGACAAGAAGAACAAUCGACCAGCUCAAAAGGGAGAGAAUGGGCUGGACCACAGGCCUGAGGAUCCCAGGGGCCUGGUUCCAACUCCUGAGCCCGAUGCGCGAAGCAUCUGCAGUGGCCGGUCCACUCCUCACUUCCACAGGGGAAGUGCAAUGGCUUUGGAGUCCUCAGGGUCACCCACAAUACCCAACAACCUACGCUCUCAAACCAUCGGGAGAUCCCCCACCCCCACGCCCAGCAACCUGAGUGCAGGCUCCAAGGACAGCCGGAGACCGGACGGUGCAGAGAGCGUGGCGAGUUUCCACAGCAGUGAGAGCGUCCCUGAGAAGAUGGCUGCUGGAAAUCAUGGCAGGGACUCCAGCCCACCCACCAUUGCUGUGUCCAAAGCAUCUUUAUCGUCAGACCGCAGUCGGUCAGAGAUGGACCUGAGCACUUCUGAGAAUGAGGGCAACGACGACAUGCUGAGCGUGAGGUCACGGUCCGUUCCAGGGGAGCUGAAUGACCCAGAAUUAUUUGAUGACGACAGGGAUGAAGACAUUGAUGCCGUUAUGUCAGCACAUGUCUUGGCCAUGGACAGAAAUGUGACCAGUGCACUGUCAAUGUCCUCACCAGCUGGCUCAGAGAGAAAGUGGGGCUAUCUCAAUGUUCCCGACUCGGAUGCUGAGACUAGUAGUCUGAACAGCAUGAUGAGUGUGUACAGUGAGAUGGGCGAUUACGGUUAUGCCAGCGUCAGUGGGGAGAUCCUGCUCAACAUCUCCUACAGCUACAAGACCGGCGCCCUCAAUGUCGUGGUAAAGGAGUGCCGGAACCUGGCCAUAGGAGAUGAGAAGAGGCAGCGUACUGACCCCUAUGUCAAGGCAUACCUCCUACCUGACAAAUCUCGCCAGUGCAAGCGGAAAACCACUAUCAAGACAAACACUACUAACCCUGUGUUCAACGAGACCCUGAAGUACGUAAUGAGCCACUCUCAGCUGGAGACUCGAACCCUCCAGCUGUCCGUGUGGCACAACGACCGCUUUGGCCACAACAGCUUCCUGGGGGAGGUGGAGGUUGCCUUCGACUCCUGGGAGUUUGAGAAGCAGUCAGAAGAGUGGUUCUCACUGCAGCCAAAGGUGGAGAGCAGCAUGGACUCCAUGCUGCAGUACAAAGGGGAGCUGACUGUGGUGCUCAAAUAUAUCCCGGCUGAGAAGAACCUCAUGUUGCCUCUAGACCAAGUGCAAGCAAAGAAAGGAUUUCUGAAGAGUAAGAAGUCCAGCAUCAAAUUGCCAAAAGGAGGCAUGGUGGAGCUGCUUAUCAAAAAAGCUGAGAAUCUGACAGCGGUCAAGUCGACAGGGACAUCGGAUCCUUUUGUUAAAGGGUACCUCCUCCCUGACAACAAUAAGUCCACAAAGCACAAGACCGACGUGGUGAAGAAGAGUGUGAACCCACAGUGGAACCACACCUUCACCUACUGUGGCCUGCAGCCCCAGGACCUCCACAAUGUGUGCCUGGAGCUCACGAUUUGGGACAAGGAGCCCCUCUCCAGCAACGUCUUCCUAGGGGGGGUGCGGCUCGGAGCAGGGACCGGUCAGAGCUAUGGGAACGAAGUUGAUUGGAUGGAUUCCCAAGGGGAGGAGCAGCGGUUAUGGCAACGCAUGAUGGACAACCCAGAGGUCCCUCAGGAGUGUACCCUCAUGUUGAGGUCCAGCAUGGGCAAACGCAGCACAUGAGAGAUGCUGAUCCAUGAACCUCCCAUUCCACUACCUGUGACGACAACCGCGUCCCCAAACUCAGGCAUGAUCUGGCCUUGAUGCAGCUCUGUCCUGUCAAGGUCUUUUCUGGAAAACUUAAUUAGCCGUAACCCAUCUUACACAAGCCCCAUCUAUCCUGUAUGCCCUCUACACUCUAAUGUGGGUGGCCUGUAGCGUAGUGGUUAAGGUAAAUGACUGGGACACGCAAGGUCAGUGGUUCUAAUCCCAGUCUAGCCACAAUAAGAUCCGCACAGCCGUUGGGCCCUUGAGCAAGGCCCUUAACCCUGCAUUGCUCCAGGGGAGGAUUGUCUCCUGCUUAGUCUAAUCAACUGUACGUCGCUCUGGAUAAGAGCGUCUGCCAAAUGCCAAUAAUGUAAUGUGAUGCUGUGUACCCUGGUUUUUAUUCCAACCGCAACAGCAGGUGUGAAUUAGAUACAUCUAUAGUUCAAAAUCGCAGAAAUAGCAAUGCAUGCCAUGAUACAUAAAUGUCCCCAUAUUCACAUCUACAUUGAAACAAAUUGUUUCAUUUUUUGUUAUGUAAUCAUUCCUUUAUGAAGAGGAUACAUUUUUUAAAUUCAUUCAAUUCUAGAGUGACAGUAGAUUAUAGGUAAAAAUAGUGGGGUCUUCAUUAAUGGAAGUGUCGACAACUGGUCACUGAAUUAUAAUUUUCAAAAAAGAUGAGUUCAAAAACAAAGAAAACUGCAACAAGCAACCUAUACUGUGUUUUAAGAAGUUGAUGAAAAAACUAUGAAAAAACCCCAAAUAUUGCAUGCCACUGAGCUUCAAGACUUUAUUUUCCACUGAAGACCUAGCGCUGCAACUCUAAAGAGAUAUGACUGACGCAUCAUGUAGGAUUUCACUUUAUGCACUAUGUGUAGCCUGCAGAUUGGAUAGCAGUAAGUAGAUGCUGCAUGCUGCCACAUGGUCAUAACAUGGUGGUCAUAACGUUUCCUCGGCUGCAGAAUGUAUGUGUGUUCAACAAGGAAAAUAUUCACAGAGAGCCACAAUUCCUUGUUAAAUAAUUUAAAAUGUAUUCAAAGGUCAUUUUGUUUUUUUCCAAUGUCGAUGGAUGCUGCAGCAAUGACAGCCAUUUUCACCAUGUAGUUACACCAUGUAGUUACUCCAUGUAGUUACACCAUGUAGUUACUCCAUGUAGUUACACCAUUUAGUUACUCCAUGUAGUUACUCCAUGUAGUUACACCAUGUAGUUACUCCAUGUAGUUACUCCCAAAUCUUUUUGUGAAAGUUUAAAUUAAUUCUAACAGCCAAAUGAUUGUCAGCAAACUUGAUCUUUUUUCAAUUUCCCCUUUAAUACUGCGCUUUAGUUUGUCAGAUUGUUAGCUAACGUUGGCUAACAUUAGCAAAUUAGUUUUAAUUUCUUCAGUACCGUUAGCUAACAUUUGUGUGUGUGUGUUCUGCAUUAAUUGUUAUGAAUGUUACAAUGUAUACCAAUAUGCUCAUUUUUUAUUUGCAACAUGUUGAAAGACAUCCUUUUUGUAAUAAGAAAUUUUGUUAGAUAGUUACUUAGUUUAAGUAUACAUUUCUCCAAUAAGGAGCAUUUAUAUUUUUAUAAUGAAGCUGGAUAUUUCAUAGGCUAUUGUAUAUACUAUGUGGCUCUGGGAACUAAAUAUGUGACUGUGAUAGAGAGGGACACAUCACUGUAUAAAUGUCUCAGGUGUCAACAAGCACAUGCAGUAGGAUGAUCUAUGAGGAGGAUGUCAGAUCACAGCCAGAAAAUGUACAGUGCCCCCUAUUGGUCAACCUGUGUAUCAUAGAUCUGCACUGCUCUUGCUAAAUAAAGACCUUUCAAAAAAUGUUACAUACUCUAAGACGUUACAUUUGCUCAUACAAAAGUCAAGGGGAUGACGAGUGAUUCCGAUAAAAAACAUUUCUUUGCCAAACGCACCGUAAAUGAAUGAGCUAUGGUUGGGUUCAGAGAUGGGUGAAAUUGGCAUCACUCACUUAUCAAUGGCUGGCCAUUGUGGUCUGCAGAACAGCUGUGGCCAACUGGACUCAAACACAGUGGUGGUAUGAUGUUGGGCCCUCAGUGUGUACAUUGUGUUUAGUUUUAGUAGGAAAAUAAUAUAAUAAAAAGUCACAGAAGGAGAAAUGUGCUGAGCUGUGCUAUCAUGCGACAGAGGCCCCAGAUCCCCCACAACCAGCAGGGGAGACCACUCCUUCCACUCAAGUCACAUAAACCAACCUGGAUUCAGUUAGUGUCAUGAUUUUAGAACCGCAAAGGUAAAGAGUUAUGACUGGAGUAAUGCCCUUUUUUUAUGCAGGUGGACCAACAACUGGCACCAAAUGGUGAUCCAAUAGGUGUUUGCUUGCUGGGUUAGUGAAAAAAAGCACAUAGAUCAGAAACAAUGACAUCAGUUUUGCAAGUUUUUACUUUCUUAAUUUUACUUUAACUUAAUUAAAUUUCAGUAAUCACAACUCACAAUGCCAUUUCUCUAAACUAUCCAGUUGCUUUUAAGAAUGUUUCUUUUUUUUGCACUGACCUUUUGCUAGUUUGAAAUGCUGGAUCCUUUUAUCAAUGUUGUGCUUCCUAAGGCUAUAAUAAGAAGCUAAUAAGAAAGAACUUAAUGUACUUCAAACAUUGUGUGUUUACAAAUUGCAUUGAAGCAAAGAGAUUUAAUAGGAGGGUUUACAGCAGGAACUGAUUAUUUGUGUCAUCCUACUUUUGUGAAUUUUACUUUCAAAUGUCACAUUAGCAUUUCUCAGCCUUUAUUUUAUAACUUUGGGCUUUUGGGUCCAUUAUGUUGUCCAACUUUUCAAAUGUCUUAUGUGCAAUUUCACCUCUCCAAAAAGAUGCACCUUUUAACAUCAUGAAAUGGCUCUGUUAAGUGCUUUGAGUUGAAACCAGGAGUCAGUUAUCAUAAAAUUAACAUAAUGUCAAUUGUGUUCUACAAAGUUUUUGUAAUCAGAAUAUUCUUAGAAAAAAUGUAACAGAAUAAACUGCACAUAUUGUACCUCAGAGCAUCAGCUUAUGUUGUGUUUGUCUUGUGAUGCUGUUUGAUUUCUGCUUUAUAUACAGAAAUAUAUUAUAAAUGCAAUUGAAAAGUAUAAAUAUUCACCUGUCAAGGUUUUUUUUUAACAAAAUGAUAAUAAAUUAUUUCAUUAUUCAAA